This is a messenger RNA of Microtus oregoni (creeping vole), 4131 nucleotides long. RefSeq names its product leucine rich repeats and immunoglobulin like domains 3 (gene Lrig3). Lineage: Eukaryota; Metazoa; Chordata; Mammalia; Rodentia; Cricetidae. Gene Ontology annotation, molecular function: protein binding. The record is from RefSeq and is a predicted model, not a curated record. The transcript has 19 exons. Bases 275 to 3625 code for a protein of 1116 amino acids.
CCGCCGCAGGCGGAAAAGUUUCUCUGCAGACGGUUGAGCUCUUGGUCGCCGCUCGGGCUGUUCGCACCGCGACUGGCCGUCCUUCGCUGCUGGCUCUCCCGCUGCGCGCGGGCAUGCGAGGCCUUGGGUGCCGACCCUGAGCUGCGAGGAGCACGAGGCGGCGAUCGGGGUGUCCAGCCCGGUCAGGGAGUCGGUGUUCGUCGGAGAGUGGGGGUAGGAGUUGGCACGAGGCUACGGGGCUCCUGGCCGACCGGAGGCGGCGGGGUGCGCGGCGAUGGGUGCUCCCAGGCUCCGAGCGGCCGCGGCGGCGCUGGGACUGCUGCUUUGCGCCGGGCUGGGACGCGCGGGCCCUGCGGGGAGCGGAGGCCAAGGAGAGCCGGGGCGGCCCUCGGAAGAUGCUGCUGGGCGUCCGUGCCCAGCCGUCUGCCACUGCCUCGGGGACCUGCUAGACUGCAGUCGCCGCCGGCUGGUUCGCCUUCCUGAUCCUCUCCCUGCCUGGGUCGUACGGCUGGACCUGAGUCACAACAGAUUAUCUUCUCUCCAGACAAGUUCCCUGAGCCACCUUCAAAACCUCCGAGAAGUGAAGCUGAAUAACAAUGAAUUGGAGACCAUUCCAAGCCUGGGACCUGUCUCAGCAAAUAUUAGACAGCUCUCCUUGGCUGGGAACAGCAUUGACGAAAUCCUCCCUGAGCAGCUGGAGCCUUUUCAGGCCCUCGAGACCUUGGACCUGAGCAACAACAAUAUUUCAGAACUGAGAGCUGCGUUUCCACCCUUACAACUCAAGUAUCUGUUUAUCAAUAGCAACCGAGUGAUAUCCAUGGAACCGGGGUAUUUUGACAAUUUGGCGAGCUCGCUCCUGGUGCUGAAGCUGAACAGGAAUCGAAUAACAGCUGUUCCCCCCAAGAUGUUUAGACUGCCCCAGCUCCACCACCUUGAGCUGAGCCGAAACAAGAUUAAGAACGUGGACGGACUCACAUUCCAAGGGCUGGGGGCACUGAAGUCUCUGAAGAUGCAAAGAAACGGAGUCACAAAGCUCAUGGAUGGAGCUUUCUGGGGGCUGAGCAACAUGGAAAUCCUGCAGCUAGACCAUAACAACCUCACGGAGAUCACCAAAGGCUGGCUCUACGGCUUGCUGACGCUGCGGGAGCUUCAUCUGAGCCAGAAUGCCAUCAGCAGGAUCAGCGCAGAUGCCUGGGAGUUCUGCCAGAAGCUCAGCGAGCUGGACCUAACUUCCAACCACUUAUCGAGGCUAGACGACUCCAGUUUCCUUGGCCUAAGCCUCCUAAAUACCCUUCACAUUGGGAACAACAAAGUCAGCUACAUUGCCGAUUGUGCCUUCCGGGGACUUUCCAGUUUAAAGACUUUGGACCUGAAGAAUAAUGAGAUUUCAUGGACCAUUGAAGACAUGAAUGGAGCCUUCUCUGGGCUGGACAAACUGAGGCAGCUAAUGCUCCAGGGAAACCGCAUUCGAUCGAUUACCAAGAAGGCUUUCACUGGUUUGGACGCGCUAGAACAUCUGGACCUAAGUGACAACGCCAUCAUGUCUCUGCAAAGCAACGCAUUUUCCCAAAUGAAGAAGCUUCAGCAACUGCAUUUAAAUACAUCCAGCCUUCUGUGUGAUUGCCAGCUAAAGUGGCUCCCACCGUGGGUGGUGGAGAAUAACUUUCAGAGCUUCAUAAACGCCAGUUGUGCCCACCCUCAGCUGCUGAAGGGGAGAAGCAUUUUUACCGUCAGCCCAGAUGGCUUUGUGUGUGAUGAUUUCCCCAAACCCCAGAUCACGGUUCAACCAGAAACGCAGUCAGCAAUAAAAGGCUCCAACGUGAGUUUUACCUGUUCAGCUGCCAGCAGCAGUGACUCCCCGAUGACUUUCGCUUGGAAAAAAGACAACGAACUGCUGCAGGAUGCUGAAAUGGAGAACUAUGCACACCUCCGGGCCCAGGGAGGCGAGGUGAUGGAGUACACCACCAUCCUGAGGCUACACAGUGUAGCCUUCGCCAGUGAGGGGAAGUACCAGUGCAUCAUCUCCAACCACUUCGGGUCAUCAUACUCCGUCAAAGCCAAGCUCACCGUAAACAUGUUGCCUUCCUUCACCAAGACCCCCAUGGACCUCACCAUCCGCGCCGGGGCCAUGGCCCGCCUGGAGUGUGCAGCCGUGGGCCACCCGGCCCCACAGAUAGCCUGGCAGAAGGAUGGAGGCACAGACUUCCCCGCUGCCCGGGAGAGGCGAAUGCAUGUGAUGCCUGAGGACGAAGUCUUCUUCAUAGUGGACGUGAAGAUCGAGGACAUUGGGGUGUACAGCUGCACGGCUCAGAACAGCGCUGGCAGCGUUUCUGCAAACGCCACCCUGACGGUGCUAGAGACUCCAUCAUUUCUGCGGCCUCUGUUAGACAGAACUGUCACCAAGGGAGAAACGGCCGUCCUGCAGUGCAUUGCCGGUGGGAGUCCACCCCCCAGGCUGAACUGGACGAAAGAUGACAGCCCGUUGGUGGUGACCGAGAGGCACUUUUUCGCAGCAGGCAAUCAGCUGCUGAUUAUCGUGGACUCAGACGUCAGCGACGCCGGGAAGUACACAUGUGAAAUGUCCAACACCCUCGGCACCGAGAGAGGCAACAUGCGCCUCAGCGUGAUUCCCAGCCCCACCUGCGACUCCCCGCACAUGACUGCCCCGUCCUUAGACGAUGACGGCUGGGCCACCGUGGGCGUCGUGAUCAUAGCCGUGGUUUGCUGUGUGGUGGGCACGUCCCUCGUGUGGGUGGUCAUCAUCUACCACACGAGGCGGAGGAACGAAGACUGCAGCGUUACAAACACAGAUGAGACCAACUUGCCGGCCGAUAUCCCUAGUUAUCUGUCCUCUCAGGGAACGUUAGCUGACAGACAGGAUGGAUAUAUCUCCUCGGAAAGCGGAAGUCACCACCAGUUCCUUACUUCUUCGGGCGGGUUUUUCUUACCACAACAUGACAGUGCUGGGACAUGCCAUAUUGACAACAGCAGUGAAGCCGAGGUGGACGCUGCCCCUGACCCAUUUCUUUGCCCUUUUGUGGGCUCCGCAGGCCCUGUAUACUUGAAGGGGAAUGUAUACUGCCAAGAUCCGUUUGAAGUUUAUCUUCCAGGAUGCAGUUCUGACCCGAGGGUAGCUCUAAUGGACCACUAUGAGACCAGCUACAUGAAGAAGGACUGCUUCCCAUGCGCUCAUCCCUCAGAGGAGCCCUGUGAACGGAACCCCAGUAGCAUCCCGUGGCCACACUCACGAAAGCCCGUGACCUUCAUGUACACUCAGAACGAGGGACCCACACUUCAGCCUCUGUGUUUAAACAAGUCCUCUCUGGAUUUUACUACAAGUCAGGAACCAGGAUCAGUUACUUCAAGUAAUUCUUUCAUGGGUACCUUUGGAAAGCCUCUGAGGAGACCUCACCUGGACGCCUUUUCGAGCUUUGGGAAGCCGCCAGACUGUCAGCCGAGGCCCUUUCACAUGACGGAGCUUUCCUCUGCAGAGUUGGACUCUGAGUCAGAGGAAUAUGCAAAAGAAAGGACCGAGUCCCGGGAGGAUAAUCACAGGGGUACCGAUCAACAGACAUUAGAUACGUACAGGACUCCAGGCUGCCAGCCUUGUGACUUGGGCACAUAGACGGGAAGGACCAAAGAAAAGCUUCCACAUGCUACCUCAUCUGGGCUCCUAUUUAAAAGAGACAGAAGCCAAUGUUUCUAAAUGGACUUACAAAGUUUAAAAAGGAAAAAAAAAAUGCUUUAUUUAUACAGAGGAACCAAAAUUACAAAAAGUUAUAAAAAUUUAUACCGGGAAUAACUUUCAUAUAAAAAUGCAUUUUAAAAAGUAUUUUAUAACUUUGUUUUAUAUGAAAAAUAUCCUAUGUAAAUUAAUGGUAUAAGUCCAUUUUAUGUAUUUUUAUAAAGCCAGAUUUCUUUUUAUUGAGGAUGAGUACUAAAGCCUUUUAAAUAAUCCCAUCUUACACCUUUUUUUGAAUAGAGGCCACUUUAUUCUAUUUUGCACAUUGUGUUUAAUAAAAUGUGUCUUUUGGUGCCAAGCCCCAUUUAUACAAUAAGAGAUUUUAUUGUUUUCAAUGCAUUUUAGACCUAUUUCAUUUGUAUUAUCACAUCUCAAAUGAAUUGAUGUUA